Botrytis porri is the source of this 2541-nucleotide messenger RNA. RefSeq lists its product as uncharacterized. The record is from RefSeq and is a predicted model, not a curated record. Bases 1 to 2541 code for a protein of 846 amino acids. Gene Ontology annotation, molecular function: phosphatidate phosphatase activity. NCBI's taxonomy places the organism in Eukaryota, Fungi, Ascomycota, Leotiomycetes, Helotiales, Sclerotiniaceae. The transcript has a single exon. Gene Ontology annotation, cellular component: actin cortical patch.
AUGUCUGGCUAUGUCGCAGAUGGAUAUGGGGAGGAUAAAAAACGAGGGGGAAAGAGGGGGAAGUUGGCCGGGUAUUUCAAAGCUGCAAACGAACUUCGUCAAUCGUAUCAACAAUCAUACUCGGAGAAAUGGGGUGGAGGUAGUGGAUUAGAUGAUGAUGAACAUGGAAUACCAGGCUCGUUUCCGGAUGUAUCUAUUGUUUCUCACGGUGAUGAGCAAAUGAUAUUAUUUCCAUCAUAUGCGCGGAGGCAUACCAAGGAGAAACCAUUUUUUGAAAAUGCCAACAUGAAUCCCAAAUUGAACGAACCCGGAGAUGCGGAAUAUUGGGCAAGGGAAUGGCAAAAAUAUGAGGAUGAUAGGGCUAUAGUUGAUGUGGAUGUUAGAGGAUGGCUUUACUCUCCUCAUAGAGGACCUAUGACUAGAAAGAACAGGUUACUCAUUGGACUUGCACGCCAGCUAAGUGGGAUACCUGCACCAAAAUCUGGUUCUCGAGAGACUAGUCCGGAUUCAAAUUCAUUCAGAGCAAAGCAUAGAGAACUCGAACAGAGGCGUGAUGAGGAGAAGAUUGCCCGAGAAGCAGAACAAAUAUUGAAAAAAGGUCGAGGCGAGGAGGAGGCAGCACUACGGGGUGAUUAUAGUGAAAAGCCAAAAAGGGAAUCGGAUGGUGAUAGUAUCUAUAGUGAACGCGGUAGGCAGCGAGGUGGCAGUUCACGGGUAUCACCAGAGUCAUCUCCUGCUCCAAGUCGUCUAACAAAACGCAUAUCAUGGAAUCAACCAUCCGAAAUGACCCAAGCGGAGCUAUUAACAGCAAAUGCUCAUUUGAUGGCACGAUUAAGACCAUUCCUUACGAAUCCAAAGGUUGAAACAGCCAUUACGGUUUUCUUUUACGAUGAAAAGAAUUCUUCAUCGCGAACAAUAGAAACAAAUGAAGCAGGUCAUUUCAUUAUGCGAGCCGCUUUAGAGUUUGUUCCUACACAUGUCAGAGUGUUGGCUUCGGAAAACCUUUCAGCGAUUGAAGAAGUUAAAAUUACUGAACCAAAAGGAGUCAGUCUUAUCACUGAUGUUGAUGAUACAAUCAAGCACUCUUCAAUUGGUGCAGGAUCAAGAGAGAUAUUUAGAAAUGUCUUUAUUCGUGAAUUUGCUGAUCUCACAAUUGAAGGUGUCAGGGAAUGGUAUAAUACAAUGUAUGAUAUGGGUGUUGGGGUACACUAUGUAUCCAAUUCACCUUGGCAAUUAUUUCCAGUCUUAGUAAGCUUUUUCAGAAAAGCAGGGCUACCACCUGGAUCUUUUCACUUGAAACAAUACAGCGGAAUGCUUCAGGGUAUUUUUGAACCUGUUGCAGAGAGGAAGAAGGGUACCCUUGAGAAGAUCAUGCGAGAUUUCUCAGAAAGGAAAUUCAUCUUGAUUGGAGAUAGUGGUGAAGCAGAUUUAGAAGUCUAUACCGAUGUCGUUUUAGCGAAUCCGGGGAAAAUCCUUGGGAUCUUUAUUCGAGAUGUCACAACACCUGAAGAUAUAGGUUUCUUUGAUCCUGCAUUGGGUCCGCUGAGUGGAGAUCGUCGAAGGUUUGAGCCUCAAUCUCGAACACAAUCUCGAACGCAAUCCAUUGAUAGCAGGAGAUCAUCUACAUUUAGUAAAUCUGAGCUAUCAGAGAAACGACCAUCUUUGCCUCCCAGAGUUCCCUCGGAAACUAAACUUCAGACCAGUAAUGGACCAACCAUGGGAACACUUAUUGAUUUCGGAGAUGAGCCUGAGAAUCAACCAAUACAUAAAUCUCAUAGGCAAGUGGUACCUCGAUCUAUGUCAGAGAUGGAAGUACCAAAUAUUCCACGACGAGGAUCCGCCAGUGAUGGGAAAGCUCCUCCCCCUCGACCUUCUAAGCCUUUAUCGCUUCGUGGAGCAAGUACAAUCACAAUGGUUCCACCCGAAUCAUCUGAACCCCCAAAACAAAACACUCCACCACCACCAAAACCUCGUCGUUCAGGUGCUAUACAUGGAAGUGUAAACAACCAUCCAUUAAAGCAGGCACAAAGUAGUGCAGAGUUAUCAGAAUCAUCUAGUGAAGGUUACAUGUCUAGUGCUCGUCAUAAAGUUGCAGAGACCUAUAACAAUCUUCCAGAAAUGAGAUCUUAUAUACCAGGCAUGAGUGAAUCGAAUUCAAGGUCCCAACCUGCAUUCGACCCAUCAUACAGUCCAUCAUCAAACAGUGGGCCACUGCCUCCCCCACGUCGAAAAUCUACCUUUAAUUCUUCAAUAUCCAGCUCCCCUGACUCAUCAGACGAUGAAUUUCAUCGAACAUCCAGUGGAGCACCAGCAAACAAAAAAUUAGAUCUCUGGAGACGUCGGUGGAAACGCGCAAAAGAUAUUCUUGAUGGACAAGGUGUAACACUCAGAGCUUGGAGAAAUGGUGGUGAUGUGUGUAUAGAAGCUGUACAUAUGGUUGAACAAGCUAUGCGGGAGAUGGGGGUUGAAGGAUAUGGAAAUGGGAAGGGGAAAACGGGGAGAGGAGGUGGAGAGGUUAAGGUUAGGGAUUUGAAGAGGUAG